ACAUCUACCAGAACUCUUAAACGUGGAUAGAGUUGUGUUCAGUGACUGGAGUAAGUGGAGAGCAGUGUAAUUUUUAAAACAUAGAAGAGGAGCCAGAGAGAAGAAUGAAGAGCCUCAUGUCUGUCAACAUCAGCCUCCUUUGUGCUGUGGUCUGUGUGUUGUCCGGGGUGAUUACAAACAGAGCAACAGAAGGAGGAAAUGCUCACAUUCAGUGUCCUUAUGAUCGGGGGUAUGAGACAUACCAGAAGUACCUCUCUAAAGGGAUAUACAGAGACAGUGUUGUUGUCAUCCAAACCCAAAAACAACGGCACCCAGCGUGGACUCAUCAAGGGAGAUAUUCUCUGUAUGACGACACAGAGAGAAGAGUCUUCACUGUGACCAUCACUAACCUGAUCCAAAAGGAUUCUGAUACAUACUGGUGUGGAGUGAAUACAUGGGGACAUGAUGAGCCAACUGAAGUCAGGCUCACUGUGGACAGAGCUCCUGUUCCUCCCAAACCUGACCCAGUCACAUCCAGACCUCUCCUCUCCACAACACACCCAUCAACAAACAUCACCACUGAGCCCCGCAGAUCCAUCACGACUGGUCUGCUGACGUAUUUCGGCCGAUGUGCUCUCAACCGGCCUCUGCGUCGUUGA
Salvelinus namaycush (lake trout) is the source of this 638-nucleotide messenger RNA. Its product is annotated as CMRF35-like molecule 1. The record is from RefSeq and is a predicted model, not a curated record. The transcript is spliced from 4 exons. The coding region runs from base 105 to 638 and encodes 177 amino acids. Lineage: Eukaryota; Metazoa; Chordata; Actinopteri; Salmoniformes; Salmonidae.